Molecule: messenger RNA, 1935 nt
Organism: Rotaria sp. Silwood2
Lineage: Eukaryota; Metazoa; Rotifera; Eurotatoria; Philodinida; Philodinidae
Source: the annotation of a GenBank genome assembly
AUGAAGAGAUUGACACUGUGGAGAAGAUCUGUUCAACACAGACGUUCGCAUCGUUGUGUCAAGUUGUACAAACAUACAGUGAAACUAGUCUCAGCUCUAUUUCUUCCUCUUCUAUUGGCAAUAUUUACUGUGAUAGUUGCGUUUGAACAGCGAAAAGAAAAUCAGCAACAACGUUUUGAAGAUCGAGAAUUAGCUCGCACCCAUCGAGAACAAGAAUUAAAUAUAUCGAUCUUAGCACGUGAAGCUGAUAAAUUAGCUGCACGAUUACAACGUGAAAAUGAUCGAGAAAUAGCUGAAAGUCAAGGAAAUAUGUCUCGACAAUUGGAGGAUUAUCGAUAUGAACAAGAACGGAUCAAAUAUCUCGAUAGUUUACUUGCAAAUUAUCUCGAUGAUAUUGGACAAUUAUUGAAAGAAAAUAAUGGUUCAUUGACAUCAAGUUUCUUAGCUGCUGCUCUAGGACGAGCUAAAACUCUGCACAUCUUACGUAUGGGAAUAGGUUCAAUACGAAGCAGUCAAAUCAUUCAUUUUCUUUAUGAUGCUGGACAAUUAACUGUUAAUCAGAAUCCUCUAGAUUUAUCCAAUGCUCCUUUAGAUGGUAUUUAUUUAACUGGUUCAUCAAUGAAUUCACUAUCAUUAGUCCGUACUCGAUUAAUCAAUGCUUCCUUUAUUGGUCUAGACGUAUCCAAUGGAAAUUUUGUUGGAGCAUAUCUUAAAAAUGCUAAUUUUAGUGGAGCUAAUUGUACGAAUGUUGAUUUUCAACAAGCCAAUUUGUUUCAAAGUGAUUUUUCUAGUGCUAUUCUAACCAACGCUAAAUUUGAUCAUAACGAUCUCGCUUAUUCCACUUUGGCCAAUACUAGUCUUAUCAAUGUUAAAUUUCAUUCGGCAAAUCUCUCAUAUACUACUCUCGCCUCUAGUGAUUGCACGAAUGCAACAUUUGAACAGACAAUAUUGAUCAAGUCUGAUUUUUCUUACGCGACACUAACUCAAACACAGUUUCGCCAAGUUAAUUUACUAGGAGCAACAUUUUCAUUCGCUAAAUCAGAGGAUUUCCAUGGUUGGGGGUGCUUAUUUAAUUCUUCUCAAUUGGAGAGAUCGAAUUUUACUCAAACUGAUCUAUAUAGUCUGACAUUUAUUAAUUGCAACAUCACAAAAAGUAUCUUCUAUCAAAGUCAAGUAAAGUUUAUUUCCAUCUUAUAUUCUGAUGCAACCAACAUAGAUUUUACGAGCGCUACACUUUUCAAAGGACAAUUCAAUGUAAGCAUAUUUAAAUACGCUAGUUUUGUGAAUGCUGAUAUUCGCGGCACAGUCUUUAAUUAUGUUGAUUUAAUCAAUGCUAAUCUAUCAGGUGCCCAAUGUUCCAACAAUGUUUGCUUGUGGAAUGAGUCUGUUUUUCUUGAAAAUGCAACCUUGCCAAACGGUUCAUUAGGUCGUUUCAAAAAUUUGAUCGAGAAGAGUCCCGUUCAGUGUAAUUUAUCGGUAGAAGAACAUGGCUGGCAUAUCAUUGGAAAGCAUACUAUUGUCACUAAACCUAAUUGGAAUGGCUCUGAUCAAUGUGUUUUUACACUUUCUCCCGAUUCAACCGAUGGAAAAAUGAAUCUAUUUGUCAAUCUUUCACGUUUCGCAGAUUUUAUUGAUACAGGGCGAUCAUUUGCACACAUCAAAAUACAACAAGGAAAACAAGUAAUCACCAAUAUCCGAUCCGAUCAAUCGAGUCAUGGAGGAUGGACGUGGAGUCAUCAUCAGACCAAUCCUAAUUUCAAGUGUGUGACCGCAGGUUUACAUCCAAAUACAAGAAGCUUGACGAUCGAUGUCCGUUUUCGUGCAUCUGUUUUUGGGCGCGAAGAACUCUAUUUCUACGAUGUCGUGUCUAUCAUGGGUCUUUGGUUAGAUCAUUUAGAAGAUGCCAAUUAUCAAAUACUCGAACAUGCAUGCUAA